AUGAUCAUGGUGAUUCCGAAUGUGAUGGGUAUUGCGAUCUACUCACCACCACUUGACUCUCUUGGCAAUACCUACCGCGGUUUGAAGUUCGCUGAAGCUUUCAUCAACAAGUUCAACUUCCACAAUUACGACAGUUUAGUUUAUUCGGAUUGUCAGAAGAUGGAUCCGAGGAAAGCGGUCACCGAAUGCGAUCAAGAUAACACCUCACGAUUCAUGUUCGCAGCAAAACAUGGCGACAUAUCGGCGAUCAAGAGAUUCCUCCUGAUGGGUAUGAACAUUCAUGAUCGCGAUUACGACAACCGCACAGCUUUGCAUGUGGCAGCUUCUGAAGGAGACCCAGUCUGCCUCAAGUAUUUACUAUCUAGAUGGAAAGAAUCGCCUGAUCCUCGUGACCGAUUUGGAAGAAGCCCACUGGAUGACGCGAAGUUCUUCAAACAUCUGGAAUGUGUCGAAAUCCUCAAGUCAGCAAUCGAAGGAAUGGAAUCUGUCGCAGAAAACGACGAGCCGAAUACUUCCAACUCAUAG
Cooperia oncophora is the source of this 525-nucleotide messenger RNA. The record is from the annotation of a GenBank genome assembly. NCBI's taxonomy places the organism in Eukaryota, Metazoa, Nematoda, Chromadorea, Rhabditida, Trichostrongylidae.